AUGGGUGUGUUUAUUCCUCAUGAGAACCUCGUCAAACUAAAAGAAUACAAAUAUCAGAGUGAGGAUCGAUCCAUCAUCUCAAAACACAUUCUAAAACCAUUCUGGUCGCAGUUUGUUAAGAUAUUCCCAUUAUGGAUGGCACCUAAUGUUGUUACUCUCUCCGGUUUUGGAUUCAUCAUCAUCAAUGUUUUGACUGUUUUGUAUUUGAAUCCAACCUUUGACCAAGAGCAACCAAGUUGGGCUUAUUUCUCUUAUGCACUCGGUCUUUUCAUGUAUCAAACUUUUGAUGCUUGUGAUGGUACACAUGCUCGUCGCACUGGACAAUCCGGUCCAUUGGGAGAAUUAUUUGAUCAUUGUAUUGAUGCAUUGAACACGACUUUGUCAAUGCUAGUCUUUUGCUCAGCAGUUGGUAUUGGAUUUGAUUUUAUGAUGCUUGUUUGUCAGUUCGCGUUGUUAUGCAACUUCUAUUUAAGUACAUGGGAAGAAUAUCAUACUCAUAAGUUAUUUUUAAGUGAAUUUAGUGGUCCUGUUGAAGGUAUUUUAAUGAUCGUCUUCGGUUUCAUUCUUACCGGAAUUUUCGGACCACAAGCAGUCUGGCACAGAGAACUCUUUGUCUUGAAUUUUGCUGAUACAUCCUUCGUGGUUGAAAGCAUUCAUGUCAUGUUCUUUUUCUCAGGUCUUGGCUUAAUCUUCAAUAUCUUAUCUGCAAGAAGAAACGUGGUUGAGUAUUACCGUGAAAACUCCUACAGCGAGUCUGAAGUUAAGUCCAAUAUUAGAAAAUCAGAUAAAGGUUUAUUGCCCUUCUUCGCAUACUUUUCAUCGGUGUUCUUGGUUGCUUUUGUGCAACCAUCCUUCAUUGGUUUGCCUUACGUCUUAAGUGUUGGUUUGACUAUGGCAUUUACCGUUGGGAGAAUCAUCGUGGCACAUUUGACAAAACAGGAAUUCCCAAUGAAUCAGCCAGUUAUGUUCGUUCCUUCUUUGCAAUUGAUCAUUUAUCUAGUAUUUGUGAAGGGAUUCCAUCUGACUAGUGAAAAUAUUGUUCAUAACUUGAACUGGUUCGGAUUCGGUUUGACUCUUGGGAUACACAGUAUGUUCAUCACUGAGAUAGUCUACGAAUUCACCAACUACUUGGAUAUUUACACCUUAUCCAUUAAGCACCCUAAAAAAGAAGAGUAA
Kluyveromyces marxianus DMKU3-1042 is the source of this 1176-nucleotide messenger RNA. It is a transcript of the gene CPT1, whose product is annotated as diacylglycerol cholinephosphotransferase. Bases 1 to 1176 code for a protein of 391 amino acids. Gene Ontology annotation, cellular component: membrane. The transcript has 2 exons. Gene Ontology annotation, biological process: phospholipid biosynthetic process. Gene Ontology annotation, molecular function: phosphotransferase activity, for other substituted phosphate groups. The record is from RefSeq and is a predicted model, not a curated record. Lineage: Eukaryota; Fungi; Ascomycota; Saccharomycetes; Saccharomycetales; Saccharomycetaceae.